GAGAGAAAGAAACAAAGAGAAAAGGUCCCUAAAAACAAGUCUCCCUCACUGCAUUUCUGAAUACUAAUAAUCAAAUAUCACCAAAUUCCCGUACAACCUUUUGAGACUAGUGGCUAUAUCACAGUUCCAUGCACCUAAGACCCUAAUAAACAGCUCUUAUCAAGCCCCCUUUCCUUCAAUCCUUCCACCAUAUUGAUCUCUCUAGCAAUUCUCUAACUUCUAGCUAGCCUCAUUAUGCUGUUAAGAAUGAGUUUUUUCAACUCUUUGAUGCUAUUAAGCAUGUUUCUUUUUGUUGCGGCACCCGUUCACGGCUUAGAUUCAAGGAAGCUUGAUGAGACCACCGUGCCUGCACCAACUGAAGAGAAGUGCACGCCAUGUAAUCCAAGUCCUCCACCACCAUCGCCUCCUCCACCAGUAUUGUGUCCACCACCACCUCCUCCUCCAGAGUUGCCACCACCGACUCCAAAGAAGCCACCAUCAGGUUACUGCCCUCCACCCCCACCCGCACCAUCCUUUAUUUACGUAACUGGUCCACCAGGGAACUUGUACCCUAUUGACAACGAUUUCUCGGCUGCUGGCCGGCCAACCGUGACUUUGCAAGUUUUGAUUGGAUUGGGGAUAUUGUUAGGAUCACUGUUUGUAAGAUUUGGCGUUUGAGGCCUGAAUUUAUAGAAGUUAAUCGAGAUGGCGUGAUCAAAGAGUCCAGGGACAACAAGAUAAAGAAUUUUCGUGUCCAAAAGGAUAUAACUUCAUAGCUAAGAUGUUCUUGGUUCUUGCUUUAUUAUCUCUAAACUGUUCAGUAUCUUGAAUAACAGUCUUCUCUUCCCUUUUCGUAA
Molecule: messenger RNA, 836 nt
Organism: Populus nigra (black poplar)
Lineage: Eukaryota; Viridiplantae; Streptophyta; Magnoliopsida; Malpighiales; Salicaceae
Product: formin-like protein 20
Exons: 1
Coding region: 235-657 (140 amino acids)
Source: RefSeq, a predicted model, not a curated record